Molecule: messenger RNA, 3371 nt
Organism: Pteronotus mesoamericanus
Lineage: Eukaryota; Metazoa; Chordata; Mammalia; Chiroptera; Mormoopidae
Gene: FOXC1
Product: forkhead box C1
Exons: 1
Coding region: 8-1654 (548 amino acids)
Biological process (GO): anatomical structure morphogenesis; cell differentiation; regulation of transcription by RNA polymerase II
Molecular function (GO): RNA polymerase II cis-regulatory region sequence-specific DNA binding; DNA-binding transcription factor activity, RNA polymerase II-specific
Source: RefSeq, a predicted model, not a curated record
GGGGGCCAUGCAGGCGCGCUACUCCGUGUCCAGCCCCAACUCCCUGGGAGUGGUGCCCUACCUCGGCGGCGAGCAGAGCUACUACCGCGCGGCGGCGGCGGCGGCCGGGGGCGGCUACACCGCCAUGCCGGCCCCCAUGAGCGUGUACUCGCACCCCGCGCAUGCCGAGCAGUAUCCGGGCGGCAUGGCCCGCGCUUACGGGCCCUACACACCCCAGCCGCAGCCCAAGGACAUGGUGAAGCCGCCCUAUAGCUACAUCGCGCUCAUUACCAUGGCCAUCCAAAACGCCCCGGACAAGAAGAUCACCCUCAAUGGCAUCUACCAGUUCAUCAUGGACCGCUUCCCCUUCUACCGGGACAAUAAGCAGGGCUGGCAGAACAGCAUCCGCCACAACCUCUCGCUCAACGAGUGCUUCGUCAAGGUGCCCCGCGACGACAAGAAACCGGGCAAGGGCAGCUACUGGACGCUGGACCCGGACUCGUACAACAUGUUCGAGAACGGCAGCUUCCUGCGGCGGCGGCGGCGCUUCAAGAAGAAGGACGCGGUGAAGGACAAGGAGGAGAAGGACCGGCUGCACCUCAAGGAACCACCGCCGCCGCCGCCGCCCGGCCGCCAGCCCCCGUCCGCGCCGCCGGAGCAGACCGACGGCGCCGCGUCCGGACCGCAGCCGCCGCCUGUGCGUAUCCAGGACAUCAAAACCGAGAACGGUACGUGCCCCUCGCCGCCCCAACCCCUGUCCCCGGCCGCCGCCCUGGGCAGCGGCAGCGCCGCUGCGGUGCCCAAAAUCGAAAGCCCCGACAGCAGCAGCAGCAGCCUGUCGAGCGGGAGCAGUCCCCCGGGCAGCCUGCCGUCCGCGCGGCCGCUGAGCCUGGACGGCGCGGAGUCCGCGCCGCCGCCACCGCCCGCGCAGCCCGCGCCGCAGCCGCACCACAGCCAGGGGUUCAGCGUGGACAACAUCAUGACUUCUCUGCGAGGGUCGCCUCAGGGCGCGGCCGCGGAGCUCGGCUCUGGACUCCUGGCCUCGGCGGCCGGGUCCUCGCGCGCGGGCAUCGCACCCCCGUUGGCGCUCGGCGCCUACUCGCCUGGCCAGAGCUCCCUCUACAGCUCCCCCUGCAGCCAGAGCUCCAGCGCUGGCAGCUCCGGCGGGGGCGGUGGCGGCGGGGGCGGCAGCGCGGGGAGCGCCGGGACCUACCACUGCAACCUGCAGGCCAUGAGCUUAUACGCUGCCGGGGAGCGCGGCGGCCACUUGCAGGGCGCGCCCGGGGGUGCCGGCGGCUCAGCCGUGGACGACCCCCUACCCGACUACUCUCUGCCCCCGGUCACCAGCAGCAGCUCCUCUUCCCUGAGUCACGGCAGCGGCCAGGAGGCCGGCCACCACCCUGCAGCCCACCAAGGCCGCCUCACCUCGUGGUACCUGAACCAGGCGAGCGGAGACCUGGGCCAUCUGGCCAGCGCGGCGGCGGCAGCGGCGGCGGCGGGCUACCCCAGCCAACAGCAGAACUUCCACUCGGUGCGGGAGAUGUUCGAGUCACAGAGGAUCGGCUUGAACAACUCUCCGGUGAACGGGAAUAGUAGCUGUCAGAUGGCCUUCCCUUCCAGCCAGUCUCUGUACCGCACGUCCGGGGCUUUCGUCUAUGACUGUAGCAAAUUUUGACACCCCAGCCACCUCAAAACCGAACUGAAUCGAACCCUAGAGCAGGAACAACCAAAAGAACCAUCAAUGCAAAAUCGAAACCAAAAAAUAAUCCAGUUUCUUUAAAUCUUGAAAAACAUUCUCCCAACCAGCGAACAGAAUCCUUACAAAAGUUCAACUCACCAGCACAAACAAAAACAAAACACUAUUUUUUUUAAAAAAAAGAUUAAUUCAGAGCCACCUCCACUUUGCCUUAUCUAAAUAAACAAAACCGUAAACCAUUUUACAGAGACAGCAAAAUCAUGGUUUAUUAAAGGACAGUGUUACCGCAGAUAACACGUAAGUUUCUUCUUGCUUUUCAGAGAGCACGCUUUCGUUUUCCUUCUCUUCCAUCCCCUUACCGUUCUCCUUCCUUCACCUCUCACCUGUAAGAUAUUAUUUUAUCCUAUGCUGAAAGGCGGGGGAAGUCCCCGUGUGUGGAAAUCGCUUUCUUUUUAUUCAUGGACUUGUUUUAAAGUGUAAAUUUCAACAUAGUAAUUUAUUUUUAAUUUGUAGUUGGAUGUCGUGGACCAAACGCCAGAAAGUGUUUCCAAAAUCUGACGUUAAAUUGCCUGAAACUUACAUUGUGCCUUUUUUCAUUAUAAAAAGGGAAACUGUAUUAAUCUUAUUCUAUCAUCUUUUCUUUGUUGAACAUAUUCCUUGUUUGUUUAUUAAUAAAUUACCAUUCAGUUUGAAUGAUGCCUAUAUGUCUGGAUACUUUAAUACAGCCUUAAUUAUUAUAAGAAAAAGAUUUCAGAGAUUAAAACACUACAAAUUACCUAUUCUGAAUCUCUGAAAAAUGGAGAAACCCUCCAUUUCCUGUCAAAUUUAACAUGAAAGUCUCUUUUCGUUUAGUUGUUUCCUUGCAGCAUCUCCCGCAAAAUGUACUAUAUAGUCAGCUUGCUUUGUGGCUAGUAAAAACAUACUUUCCUAAACAGAUUUGCGUUGGCAUAUACAUAAAUACAUUUUCUCGGUAAUGACAGAACAUGAUUUGGAAAUUGUUAGCCCGUGAAUCAGCACCCGUCUUUACCACAGUGAUACCUGUGUAUGGAGAGAGGUGUAUGUGCCUCCAGAUAUACACAGAGAAAUACUUGGCUUGUGUAGCACACAAAAAAAUUGGGAUGAGUAUUAUACAUCCUUGUGAACCAAAUUGUUUUCCUAUUUUUUCACUCCUUUAUAAAAAAGGAAAUAUAAACCAUUUAAAUGUAUAUAAUUCAUCCACAUUUACAAUCCAUCAUGUGUUAUUUAGAAGGAUUGAUUUUUAUAAAAAAUGUACUGUGGGUUGGAAAGGGAAAUUUAAUCUUCGGUAAACUAUUUUAGAAGAUAUGUUUGUAGAACAAUUAUUUCUGAAAAAGAUUUAAAGCAAUAAGAAGGAAGGAGAGAAGAACAACAUUUUAGUCUAGGGUGGUUUCUUUUCAAUCCAAUUUUUCUUGCUAAUUUACAGUUAAACCUAGGGGGCAAUCGAAUUGGCCCUCCCCCUUUGUAAAUAACCCAGGAAAUGUAAUAAAUUCAUUAUCUUAGAGUGAUCAGCCCUGUCAAUCAGACUUUGGGGAGAUGGCAAUUUGAUUACAGACAUUCAGGGCCUUUUAGUUUGUUUUCAAGAUAAUACAGUUUCCUGCUAUCUGCCGCUCCUAUCUAGAGGCAACACUUAGCAGUAAUUGCUGUUGCUUGUUGUCAAAAUUUGAUCAUUGUUAAAGGA